This is a messenger RNA of Dreissena polymorpha, 1405 nucleotides long. RefSeq lists its product as uncharacterized. The transcript is spliced from 7 exons. The record is from RefSeq and is a predicted model, not a curated record. Bases 374 to 1405 code for a protein of 343 amino acids. Lineage: Eukaryota; Metazoa; Mollusca; Bivalvia; Myida; Dreissenidae.
CAACACAAAAGCUAACAAAUUGGCUUACCUCCAUGUACGAAUUGUCCAACGAGUUCUGAGAAAAUUGUUGAAGUUUAUAGUAACACAGAAUAAUGAACAAUGGACUUUGGCCGAUUAUAUUCACGCGAAUGGUGAACAAAUCCUUCGAACUCAGUUUGGACCCCGACAUUUUCAAAUCUUGUUUCCGAGAAACAGUGAGGUAACGAUUGACGCGUAACCCUUAUUUUUGAUUGAGCAUCUGAUUACUGAUGUUCCUGGGUGUUUUGUGGUGCAUCGUGAUAUCAACCAUGCGAUACAUGCCCUGAAUCAAAGCAGACGUGAAUCAAACACAUCCAUUGUAACGGGCGUUGGUGAUAUAUUCUUUGACGAGCAGAUGGAAAAAGUACUACAACUUUUAACAACUAUCUGCCGUUUAAUGAAUGACAAUUCGUUACAAUUAGAGGUACAAAGGGAUAUUGAGCGUUUACGCAUGCCUUCCUACGGUAACGAUGAAACUGUUUUGGAUGAAUUCAGCGAACACUAUGAGAAAGAAAAGUCAAGCAGAAAAGCUGUUACUUCUAUCACGAAUGAAGAGCGCACUUUCCAUCAGACGAUUGCAAAAGUCGCUAUUCUUCACGAAGGUAAUGAACAAGAGCAAUCCACCGAACAAAGGACACAGCCAUUACGUCCAGUUGAUAUGUACCCAGUUCAAGUUACAGAAGCAGUGCUAGAGCUCGUUGUUCAGACAAAUAAUACAACAGGAAAUGCUAGAAUAUCUAGAGAUUUGGUAAACAUCGUCAACAACCAAGAAGUCUCCUCGGAACCGAGUGUUUUACGGGAAAGACGCGAUGAAAUCAUAGCUCAUGUAAUAAACACAUUUUCGUACUAUGGAGAGUUUUAUGCAAGACAAGGAUGUGUACAGAUUUGCGUAAAGCCACGAACAGUUAAACUGUUGUUUGAACUGUUCGAAGAUUGUGUUAGUGGUGAGAUUACAAAGAAGCUGAAACCCGUUGAGGAAUUAAUUCGAGGAUUCACUAAUUUCGAAACAUACACACAAGAGAUUGUGCUUUAUCAGGACCAUUACGACACGAUUAUGAAUGAAAUAGCUUCACAAAUAAGGCAGCAGUUCAAAGACAGAGGUUUUACGUUGGAAAAUGAGAGCAUAAUUCCAAGGGUUGAGUUAUCUCAAAAAGGAACAAUUCUUGUUCGAGUCCAAUGUCCAUCUGUGGAUGAACGUGAUCAAUUUGAUAACACCUUCCAAUCCGGAUAUAUGAAUAAGCUAUUCGAACCACUGGAAGAAAUCUUGAGUGCCGCAUAUGGAGAAAAUUCGGUUUCGUUAAAGGCACACGCAAUUGAUGGAACACCUGUCAUAUCGGAAAUCGCUGAUAAAGGUGUCCACCACCUUUUUUACCUUGUUUUGCACUGA